Molecule: messenger RNA, 2916 nt
Organism: Orbilia oligospora ATCC 24927
Lineage: Eukaryota; Fungi; Ascomycota; Orbiliomycetes; Orbiliales; Orbiliaceae
Exons: 6
Coding region: 1-2916 (971 amino acids)
Cellular component (GO): cell periphery; cell septum
Molecular function (GO): chitin synthase activity
Source: RefSeq, a predicted model, not a curated record
AUGGCCCACCAUAACAAUAAUAAUGACCCUUACUCCCGCCUUGACUUCAAUGGCGCUGGUUCCUUCGAUCCUCCAAGUCCAAUCUCCUCUCCUUCACACAUGGAUCCCUUCAACAGUAACAACAACAACAAUAGAACGCCGUCGCCGGGUCGACCGCUUCAAUCCCGAGUAACCUUUCAAUCCCCUUCUCCCGUCUAUGGCGACCAGCAACAGCAUCAACCUCUCCAUCAACCCCAAAACCCUUAUGAUGCUUAUGGAGGCGCCCCGCAGCGACAUAAUACGCCUGGGCUGGGUCCGGCGCACGCGAACUACUAUGAUGAUGAGAUGGCAGUGCAACCGACAUACUCGGUCCAAAAUCUGGCGCAUUCGUACCAUCAGCAAGGUCAGCAACCGGGACAGCAGUUGAGCGGCCAAACAACGGGUCAACAGUAUCAAAAUCCUUCCUACAACUCUCACGAAGACUUUGACGACGUCUAUCAACCUUCGCCUCUUGAGGAUAGCUAUCCGAUGCAUCAGUACAAUGAAGCUGGUUACGAUAAAGAUUAUGAUGAUAGCCAACCGAUAUUAAGUCCUUCUCAGGCUGGAUUUCCAGAGGGACAACAAGAUCCAGGAUAUUUCCCACCACAAUCUACAACUCCGGUUCCUACGAUCAAAAGAUGGAAGACGGUAAAGAAGGUCGAGCUGUACCAGGGUAACUUGGUGCUCGAUUGUCCCGUACCGAAGAAGCUUCUAUCCCAGAUGCCGAGGCAGAACGCUAGAGAGUUCACUCAUAUGCGAUACACAGCUGCAACUUGCGAUCCGGCAGAUUUCUUGAAGGAACGAUUCACACUUCGUCAGCAGCUAUUCUCGAAGCCGCGAUAUACUGAAUUAUUCAUCGUAGUCACCAUGUAUAACGAGGAUGAAAUAUUGUUUGCCAGAACUAUGCGUGGUGUUAUCAAGAAUAUUCAGUACAUGUGCGGCCGAACGGGAUCGCAAACAUGGGGUGACGAAGGGUGGAAGAAAAUCGUGGUUUGUAUUGUCAGUGACGGUCGUUUAAAGAUCAAUCCGAGAACGAAGAGUACCUUGGCGGCUAUGGGGUGUUAUCAGGAUGGUAUCGCGAAGAAUCAAGUCGGCGAUAAACCUGUGACGGCUCAUAUUUACGAGUACACCACGCAAGUUAACCUGGAAAUCAAGGGCGACUUGGUCGAGGUUCAACCUGGAGGCAAGAACAGUGUUCCCAUGCAGGUUAUCUUCUGUUUGAAGGAGAAGAAUCAGAAGAAGAUCAAUUCCCAUCGGUGGUUCUUCCAGGCCUUUGGAGAGGUUUUGGAUCCGUCGAUUUGUGUUUUGAUCGAUGCUGGUACGAAACCCGGUGGGAAGAGUAUUUAUCAUCUCUGGAGGGCUUUCGAGUUGAAUCCCGAGUGCGGUGGAGCUUGUGGUGAGAUUAAGGCUAUGUUGGGUGCCGGAUGGAAACAUCUGCGAAACCCUCUCGUUGCAACUCAGAAUUUUGAGUACAAGAUGUCAAAUAUCCUGGACAAACCGCUAGAGAGCGCGUUCGGUUUUAUCAGUGUGUUACCGGGUGCUUUCUCCGCUUACAGAUUCGCUGCUCUGCAGAGCAGGAAGGGUUUACCGGGGAGCAUGCAAAACGAUGUUCCCGAGGGUCCUCUCGAGAAGUACUUUAAGGGCGAAACGAUGCAUGGUGCUAAUUCCACCUUCUUCGACGCCAAUAUGUACCUCGCCGAGGAUCGUAUUCUCUGUUUCGAAUUGGUCACAAAGCGAAACUGCAACUGGGUUUUGACAUACGUCAAGUCUUCAUACGCCGAAACCGAUGUCCCUGACCGAAUGCCCGAGUUGAUCUUGCAGCGAAGACGUUGGUUGAACGGUUCUUUCUUCGCUGCUGUCUACGCCCUCGUCCACGCCUUUGAUAUCUGGCGAAGCAAGCACUCGUUACUUCGCAAGUUGAUGUUCCACGUCGAGUUUCUCUACCAGUUCAUUUUCAUGCUUUUCUCCUGGUUCGCCCUUAGCAACUUUUUCUUGGUUUUCAAGAUUUUGACGGCUAGUUUGGGCGAAGCAAGCGUUAGAUUCGCGCCAGGGAAAGUUUUGAGUGUUGUCUUCGAAUGGUUGUAUCUUGGUAUUCUACUCACUUGUUUCAUCCUUUCGCUCGGUAAUCGUCCGCAAGGGUCGAAUAAGUUGUACAUGACUAUGGUUGUCUUCUGGGCUAUCAUCAUGGUGUAUUUGCUCUUCGCUGCUAUCUUUGUGUCUGUCCGCGCUGUGCAGUCGGUGCUUGAGAAUACGGAAGGGCCGAUCACUGUUAAUGCCCUCUUCCAGAAUCGCAUCUUCAGAGAUUUGCUUAUCUCCCUGUGCUCGACAUACGUUAUCUACUUCGUUUCAUCGUUCCUGUUCUGGGAACCAUGGCACAUGUUCACCAGCUUCCUGCAAUACCUUCUCCUCUCUCCUAGCUACGUCAAUGUCCUUAACGUCUACGCUUUCUGCAACACACACGAUAUCUCCUGGGGUACUAAGGGAGACGACAAGGUUGCUACCGAUUUGGGUGUGGUCAAGGUCCAAGAGGGUGGCAAAGUCGACGUCAACAUCCCAUCCGACGACGGUGAUCUCGAUGCAGAGUACACCAAGCAAAUCAACAUCCUGCGUGAGAAAUUCGUCGAACCGCCAAAGAUCCGAAAGCCGGAAGAAGUUCAAGAAGAUUACUACAAGGGUGUCAGAUCGUCUGUCGUUCUUUUGUGGAUGUUCACGAACUUUGGGUUGGCGGCUGUGGUUUUGAAUUCUGCUGGUUUGGAUAGAUUGCAGGUUGGCCCGGGGGCUGAUGAGAGAGCGGCUAUUUACCUUUCGGUGAUCCUGUGGUCUGUUGCAGCUCUAUCGCUCUUUAGAUUUUUCGGAUCGUGCUGGUUUUUGAUUAUCAGAAUGUUCCGUGGUGUAUAA